AUGACCUGGGAGCUUCAAUUGGGUACCGGAAAGAAGAUGGUACGCCGACUCGGAUCUGAUAAGCAUCACGUGAGGGGCCCGCCAGCAGCCGUUCACGGCGACCCCAUCACCGACCACACUGAGCCGUGGGCGAUCGCCUUCCUGCCCGACGACCGCGUGCUCGUCACCGAGAGGCGCGGCAACCUGAUCCUCGUCGACCCCGUCGCCAAGACCAAGGGCCCCGUCACCGGCGUCCCCGCCGUCGCCUACGGCGGCCAGGGCGGUCUCCACGACGUCGCCCUGCACCCCGACUACGCCGAGAACAGCAUCAUCUACCUCAGCUACGCCGAGACCGGUACCGGCGGCGCGGGCGGCGCCGUCGCGCGCGCCAAGCUGACCGUGGACGCCAGCGGCGGCGGCGCGCUCUCCGAGCUCGAGGUGAUUUGGCGCCACUCCCAGCGGGCCCAGGGCGGACUCCAGUUCGCCUGCCGCCUGCUCUUCGGCCCCGACGGCGCCCUGUGGAUCUCGUCCGGCGAGAUCAACCAAAUGACCCCUUCCCAGGACAUGGCCGGCAACCUCGGCAAGAUGAUCAAGCUCUACGACAACGGCACCGCCUUCGCCGACAACCCUUUUGCCAGCCAGGGCGCCGUCCAGGCCGAGAUCUGGUCCCUGGGCCACCGCAACCCGCUCGGCAUCGCCUGGGACGCCGAGGGACGUCUCUGGGAGGUCGAGAUGGGCCCCAUGGGCGGCGAUGAGCUCAACUUGAUCGAGCCCGGUGCCAACUACGGCUGGCCGCUCGUGUCCGAGGGCCGCCACUACGACGGUCGCACCAUCCCCAACCACGCUACCCGCCCCGAGUUCAACCCCCAAGGCCUUCUGGGUUCCCGUCAUCUCCCCGCCGGCUUGAUCAUCUACAAGGGUGACUUGUUUGCCAGCUGGAAGGGCAACGCCAUCAUCACCGGUCUCAGCUCGCAGUCCAUUGUCCGCGUCACCAUCACCGGCGACACCGCGGCCGAGACGCAGCGCAUCCCCAUGGGCAAGCGCAUGCGCGGUAUCCGAGAGGACAGGGAGGGCGCCAUCUGGGUCAUUGAGGAUGGUCCGAGCGGCCGCCUCCUGAAGCUGACCCCCAACUAA
This is a messenger RNA of Parascedosporium putredinis, 1113 nucleotides long. The record is from the annotation of a GenBank genome assembly. NCBI's taxonomy places the organism in Eukaryota, Fungi, Ascomycota, Sordariomycetes, Microascales, Microascaceae.